This is a messenger RNA of Penicillium malachiteum, 747 nucleotides long. RefSeq names its product peptide alpha-N-acetyltransferase complex A subunit ARD1. Gene Ontology annotation, cellular component: NatA complex. Gene Ontology annotation, biological process: N-terminal peptidyl-glutamic acid acetylation. The coding region runs from base 1 to 747 and encodes 248 amino acids. NCBI's taxonomy places the organism in Eukaryota, Fungi, Ascomycota, Eurotiomycetes, Eurotiales, Aspergillaceae. Gene Ontology annotation, molecular function: protein N-terminal-serine acetyltransferase activity; protein-N-terminal-glutamate acetyltransferase activity. The record is from RefSeq and is a predicted model, not a curated record. The transcript is spliced from 2 exons.
AUGGUUGACAUUGUCCCCUUAAGCUCGUACCCGUCGUACAUCGACCUCCUUCCAUCAAUCCAAACCUGCAACAUCACCAAUCUCCCCGAGAACUACUUCCUGAAAUACUACCUGUACCAUGCGCUCACAUGGCCGCAGCUGAGCUUCGUCGCCGUAGUGCGUCCUAAGGGCGGCUACAAGGCUGGAGGUGGAAAGGCCGGCGGUGAUCUGUCAGGCCAGUAUCCUAAGGUUGUGGGAUAUGUGCUUGCAAAGAUGGAGGAAGAGCCUUCGGAUGGCAUGCAGCAUGGUCAUAUUACUAGUUUGAGUGUUAUGCGGACGCAUCGAAGAUUAGGAAUUGCGGAGCGAUUGAUGCGCAUGAGUCAACGAGCAAUGGCUGAAUCUCAUCGCGCCAAUUACGUUUCCCUGCACGUUCGUGUUUCCAACACCGCUGCGCUCCGUCUUUACCGUGAUACUCUGGGCUUCGAGGUUGAGAAGAUCGAGAGCAAGUACUAUGCCGAUGGAGAAGAUGCGUACGCCAUGCGUCUUAACUUGCAGAGUAUGUGGCUGGACUGGAAAGCCAUUGAGGCGCGGGACAAGGAGAAUGAGAAGAAUGAGAAGACCGAUGAGACCCAGGAUGAGGGUGAGGCUGUCGGUGAGCUUGGAAAGAAGGAUGAUAGCAAGGAUCAGGAGCGAAUGGUCAAGGUUAAGGUUGGACGUGGACUCGGUGUUGGUGAUCUCGUUGAGAGAAAUGAGUCGCAGCAAUCAUAA